AUGACUUCCAAAUUAGAUUGCAAACCCCAUUGCUUGGAGACAGAUUCUGCGGAUUCUACGUCGGAACCUGUCCCUUCUAGAUUGGCUCCCGCUGUAAAUUUUAUCUUGUCAACAGGCACACGAGCAACCUCAGGCGAAUUCAUGAAUGCAGGGAGGUCAUUCCAGAACAUCUCUUCACCUUUCCUACUAAACUGGAACAAAUGGAAACACCCAAAGUAUGCCAAUUUUACCGAACGUUAUGCCAGCUUCAGCGAUUGGCCAAAGUUCUUCAAAAGUCCCAACAAGAAGGACUUGGCUAGAGCUGGUUUCAUCUACACCGAAAUUGGAGACAGAGUCACCUGUUUUUCGUGUGGAUUGUCUCUCAAGGACUGGGAACCCUUCGAUGAUUCCUACAGAGAACAUUUCCGUUGGUAA
Messenger RNA from Magallana angulata, 414 nucleotides. RefSeq names its product baculoviral IAP repeat-containing protein 3-like. The transcript has a single exon. Bases 1 to 414 code for a protein of 137 amino acids. Gene Ontology annotation, biological process: regulation of cell cycle. NCBI's taxonomy places the organism in Eukaryota, Metazoa, Mollusca, Bivalvia, Ostreida, Ostreidae. The record is from RefSeq and is a predicted model, not a curated record. Gene Ontology annotation, cellular component: nucleus; spindle microtubule; cytoplasm.